Molecule: messenger RNA, 3933 nt
Organism: Rhipicephalus microplus (southern cattle tick)
Lineage: Eukaryota; Metazoa; Arthropoda; Arachnida; Ixodida; Ixodidae
Product: membralin
Biological process (GO): response to endoplasmic reticulum stress; positive regulation of ERAD pathway
Cellular component (GO): endoplasmic reticulum
Source: RefSeq, a predicted model, not a curated record
ACAGAGAGUCAAGCCCCAGUACAGCGAUCUUGGGCCCUGGGCGCACCACCUCCCGCUCCAGAUGUGUCAGGCGGCCGCUGACCCGCCGUCCGGGCCCGCGACAGUGACCAUGUCUCCUUGAGGUCCAAGUCAAGAAAAAAAAAAGUCUCUCCUUCGAGGAGGUCCCACCCCCAGCAGUCCUCUCACCUGCCUGGCGUGGUGUCCCGCACGCCGUCGGGAGUCGUCGGUGACCUCAUCAUGGCCCUCAACAUCGGCAUCCUCCCCCACCUCCUGGGCGCUGCGGCCAACAACCUGAACAACAACAACUUCAACAACAACAACAACAACAACAACAACAAUGGCCUCUCGCGCAAUGCGGGCGGCGGCGGCAGCAGCAACAACGGCGCCAACCCGAUGAACAGUGUCCGGGACAGGCUGUUCCACGCCCUGUUUGUGCGAGUGGCGCUCGCGUACGCGACCGCGGUGCCCCCCGUGCGGACUUUGUUCGAGUACAUCACCUUGCUCAAGGCUCUUCUAUCAUUUUUCAUUCUGGCCUAUAUUCAUGCUGCCUUCAUCAGAACGCCCAUCAACUGCCUGGAGCACGUUUGCCAUCAGUGGCCGCAGGACGGCAUUCUGAGGAUCGAAAUUCUCCACGACACGGCCGCGACGGCCGAGCCGUACACUGUAGAGCAGUCCUAUCUCAAAGAGCAGCGGCUGCAGCGCCUGGGCCAGCUGCCCGCCCAGCCGCAAGUGCGAGCGUCGAGCAGGGGCACCGAGAAAGUAAUUUCGACUCCUCCGCUCGCCGACGCCUCAAACUCUACCUCAGAGAAUGAACGGGACGACUCAGUCGCGGUGUUCUGGAGAGUUCCGUUUCUAGUACCCGGACAUGGCGCUGGCGGUUCGCAGUUUGUGUACCACGACGCCCUUUCCAAUGGUAGCCAAGCCACCUUGCAGAACAUUGACGGAAACGGGUACCCCCAGCCGCUCCAGGAGCCUGUGUCUGAGCUCGAGAUGCUGGCCAGAGCUGUGUGGCCUCAGGAUGAGUACAUAGUUGAGUACUCUCUGGAGUACGGACUCCUCAGGCUCAGCCCAGCGACCCGCCAAAAGCUGAAUAUCUCCGUCAAGAUUGUCACGCUCGAUCCUGCUAAGGACAGCUGUUUCGGCGACUGGUUCAGCCGGCUUCUCUUGGACGGCUUCCUGGGCUACGACGACGUCCUGAUGGCAAGUCUCAAGAACCUUGCUGAACGUGAGGACAACAAAGGUUACGUAAGGAAUGUGGUCACGGGCGAGCACUACCGGUUUAUCAGUAUGUGGACCAGUCGGACAUCUUACAUCGCAGCCGCUUUCAUUAUGCUCAUAUUUACACUAUCCAUAUCUAUGCUACUCCGGUACUCUCACCACCAAAUAUUUGUCUUCAUCGUUGAGCUGCUGCACAUGCUGGAGUUCAACUCGACCAUCAACUUCCCGGCUGGGCCGCUGCUGACGGUCAUCUUGGCGUUGGUCGGCAUGGAGACGAUUAUGUCCGAGUUCUUCAACGACACCACGACGGCCUUUUAUAUCAUCCUGAUCGUGUGGGUCGCCGACCAGUACGACGCCAUCUGCUGCCACACUGCCAUCACCAAGAGACAUUGGCUCAGGUUCUUCUACUUGUACCACUUCGCGUUCUACGCCUACGACUACCGCUUCAACGGACAGUACAGUGGACUGGCCCUGCUGACUUCCUGGUUCUUCAUACAGCACUCUAUGAUCUACUUCUUCCACCACUACGAGCUGCCGUCGAUCCUUCAACGCUCGGGCCUGGAGCAGGGCGAGGCCGGCCGCGCGGACGCCGCGACCCAAGCGACCGGCGCCGAGUCGUCGACGACCGCCGCGGUAGGAGGUGGCGGCCCCGGCGGCUCGCCGCCGACCGCAGCCGCGUCGCAGCUGAACCAGCGCGGUGGGCCUUUCCACUCGACGACCGUCCGAUUGAACGGCCAUGGCGGCAUCGCCGUCCAGCAGUCCGGCGACGCCCCCCGAGUCGCCUUCAUACGGACCGUGUACAUCGGCAACCUGCUCAACGCGGCAACCCUGGGUGCCGCUGCCGCGUCGCAGUCGCCGAACCAACAGCAGUCUCAGCAGCAGCAGCAACAGCAGUCUCAACUACAACAAGCACUGCAGUCGGCUAACGACGGCUCCGGGUCGGAGGGCACCAACGUAAGGAAUGGAGAAGACAUUUCCAAUGGCUGCACAACCACCACGGACACCGCCUCGGAGGUGAUCCAGACGUCCGGCGAUACAACAGAGGACUCGCCGAAGCUGACUAACGGGGGUGACAGAGUUUCCAAGGAGCGCAAGGAGUCAACGUCCUCCUCCUGUGAAGACCUUAAGGGGGAAGCGGAUGACGCGGUGUCUCGAAAUGACGAGACGCCUGCGCCAGAACAGCAGCCCCAGCUGGAAGUUCUCCAAAGUCAGGAUGGUGCAGCACCCAGCUCGGAUGAUAGCACAGCGUAGUGUUGGCCGAUCGUAGAUGUCCUCGGACUUUAGUGUUUUCUGAAGCCUUUUGUGUUGCCUCCUUUUUUCUGACAUUUUUUCCCCCCGUAAUUGUGAAGUGGACCACUGCACAUUGUCGGCCCUGCUGACUUACGCAAACGCAGCACCGGGUCAAGUUAGUCCAGAUUGAGCGAACACGUUAGGCCAAUGUGCAGAAAUCUGCGCUGAUGUUUUUUGGGCUUGAACCUACGUUGCCACUGGCUGCAUCUUUGUGUUCCGUGUUCAUGACAUUGUCUCCGCUGUGUUCGUGACAUGAACUCUGUUCAACAUGCAACUUCUGCAGGCGAUUGUUACAACACGGAUGCGAAAAGUGUGAAGGACUCUCAAACUUUCGAACGAAGUAGAAUUCGUCGAUGCCUUGUGGUGCCUUUGUCCCAGGAAUCUGGCGCACCGUAGACCUACACCUCCUGCCGAACUGUGAAGCCUUGUGGCAGCUUGAACAUUGAACACUUCUGAGGCCAGCGCAGCUGUUUCGUGCGACCAGGGUGCGUAGCACCUCCUGCCCAGUCAUAAGGCCGUACGAUUUUGUACAAAGUUCAUAGAAUCAUAAGCAUUAGUUGAUCUAGCGUGGUAGGUUGCUGGAAACAACUACGCCUCCACUUGCAGAGGUUUUAAUCAAAAUGCUGUGCUAGGCGGUGUUUGCCGUAGUGUAUUAAAAAAAGUGGCAGUAUUGCACUGAUUAAUUUUGCUUAGCUUUUUGCCCAAGGACUGCAACAGGAUUGUAGGAAUAAAACUGUGUAGAAAUGCACGCCAUCAUGAUGGCGUGCUUUUUCUUCUUUUUAUUUGGUACAUUGUGAAACAAAACUGUAAAACAAAAGAAAAAGAAGCUUGAACUUAGAUACUUCACUUAUUUUGCACUGCUUGAAUCUUCCGGCCAAGUGACCUUUUCCGUGAAUGUAAAUACUACUUGCAGUGGUGCACCGUAUUGCUCUGUGCCAUUUCAUUGCCCUAGAUAGCUGCUUAAAUAACUUAUUGUCCACAAAUUAUAUGCCAUGUUGCGAAUGCAAGGCACCACUCGAAGGGUCCGACUCGGGGCUUUACAAGAGCUUUCAGUAGGCUUCUUUUAGAUGGGAGGAGCCCGAUCAACUGCGUCAAUCGUUUAUUGCUUUCAUUGCGUGUGGUUUCCGUGUGCAGGGUGACUCUUGUCCCUUGCGCAGUAGAGAAAAGUAGUAUCUCUUAUUGUUUGGAAACUUGGUGGCUUGUGUUGGGGUGACAUCGCCUCUUGUGUUCUUACGAUUGCCGUGAACUGAUGACACACCGUUCGUCCUUGCUGCGACAUUUCGCGAGCAUCGAGUCAAAAGUGCACAUUCUCCUUUCUUUUUUUUUUUCUGGGCGGCGUGGCUUUAGUCCCCUUCGCUGUUCUCGACUUCGAGUCCGUUUCGAAAAUAAAUAAAAAUCAAAAUAAAGAUGAAGCUGCAACACCUC